Molecule: messenger RNA, 1458 nt
Organism: Camelina sativa (false flax)
Lineage: Eukaryota; Viridiplantae; Streptophyta; Magnoliopsida; Brassicales; Brassicaceae
Source: RefSeq, a predicted model, not a curated record
CUCAUUUUCAUAGUAACAAAAAUAUUUAUUUUCCUACUCUUGUUGCCUCCAUCAAAAUGGCUCGAUUGGCACGGGCAACAUUUGUCAUAUUUCUCAUUUGUUUUAUGUGUUUGGAAUCUUAUGCCCAUGUGAGAGAUCUGACUUCACCACCAAAAGUACCGAUGGAUACAAUCUAUGGAAGCUAUAAAAGUGGACCUAGCGAUCGAGGAAAGGGUCACGAUGUACCACCACUACCAAAAGUACUGAUGGAUACAAUCUAUGGAAGCUAUAAAAGUGGACCUAGCGAUCGAGGAAAGGGUCACGAUGUACCACCACUACCAAAAGUACUGAUGGAUACAAUCUAUGGAAGCUAUAAAAGUGGACCUAGCGAUCGAGGAAAGGGUCACGAUGUACCACCACUACCAAAAGUACUGAUGGAUACAAUCUAUGGAAGCUAUAAAAGUGGACCUAGCGAUCGAGGAAAGGGUCACGAUGUACCACCACUACCAAAAGUACUGAUGGAUACAAUCUAUGGAAGCUAUAAAAGUGGACCUAGCGAUCGAGGAAAGGGUCACGAUGUACCACCACUACCAAAAGUACUGAUGGAUACAAUCUAUGGAAGCUAUAAAAGUGGACCUAGCGAUCGAGGAAAAGGUCACGAUGUACCUCCACCACCAAAAGUAUUUAUGGAUACAAUCUAUGGAAGUUACAAAAGUGGACCUGGGGAUCGAGGAAGAGGUCACGAUGUACCACCACCACCACCAAAAGUACUGAUGGAAACAAUCUAUGGAAGCUAUAAAAGUGGACCUGAUGAUCGAGGAAGAGGUCACGAUGUACCACCUCCACCAAAAGUAUUGAUGGAUACAAUCUAUGGAAGUUACAAAAGUGGACCUGGUGAUCGAGGAAGAGGUCACGAUGUACCACCACCACCAAAAGUACUGAUGGAUACAAUCUAUGGAAACUAUAAAAGUGGACCUAGCGAUCGAGGAAAAGGUCACGAUGUACCGCCACCACCAAAAGUAUUGAUGGAUACAAUCUAUGGAAGUUACAAAAGUGGACCAGGUGAUCGAGGAAGAGGUCACAAUGUACCACCACCACCAAAAGUACUGAUGGAUACAAUCUAUGGAAGCUAUAAAAGUGGACCUAGCGAUCGAGGAAAAGGUCACGAUGUACCGCCACCACCAAAAGUAUUGAUGGAUACAAACUAUGGAAGUUACAAAAGUGGACCUGGUGAUCGAGGAAGAGGUCACGAUGUACCACCACCACCAAAAGUAUCGAUGGAUACAAUCUACGGAAGCUAUAAAAGUGGACCUAGCGAUCGAGGAAAAGGUCACGAUGUACCACCACCACCAAAACUAUAAUAUAGUAGGGUUAAACCAAACUAUAAGCCAUUUUCAAUAUCAUUAACUACAAUCAAAUAAAUUUCUUUAUAAAAAUAAAAAUAUAAUUAAAUAUAGUCAGAAAAAUAAAUCAUUACAA